Wasmannia auropunctata (little fire ant) is the source of this 1275-nucleotide messenger RNA. It is a transcript of the gene Gas41, whose product is annotated as YEATS domain-containing protein 4. Gene Ontology annotation, biological process: regulation of DNA-templated transcription. The coding region runs from base 467 to 1147 and encodes 226 amino acids. The record is from RefSeq and is a predicted model, not a curated record. NCBI's taxonomy places the organism in Eukaryota, Metazoa, Arthropoda, Insecta, Hymenoptera, Formicidae. The transcript is spliced from 4 exons.
UUAUGAGAAGAUAAAUGAGUUGUCAUUCGAUAACAAAUAUCAAAUCUCGUCAGGAUUCAUGGUAAUGUAAGCAUUUUCUUCAAUAUUUUUUUCUACAGAAUGCUAUGAGGAAAAAAUGAAAAGGUAAGCGUGUUUGCAAAAGUUAUAUAGAAUAUUUCUGAUCGAGAAGCGAAAGUACGUAGAAUAAAGUUUUAUUUUAUUUUAAUUAUUAAAACAUCGGUUUUUUUUACCAAAAACGUAUUUCACAUUUUCGAACGUAUCUUGAUAUUUGGAUCUUGUUAAAAAAUACGCGCCGUAAUAUGCCGUCAUAUUUUUAGUAUUCCCGGCAUCCGUUAGAUAGCGCUACAAGCGCUCACAAAUUGUAGUAAAUAUUUGUGUUUGCGUCAGCUUCGAAGAAGAAAAAGAAGCUUGAAUAUAACUGGAAUCUUUGUUAGAGAUAUGUGAUUUCAAGCUUGUCGCGGGCGCAAUGGCAUCCAUGAAUGAAUUCGGUCCAGAUUCUGGUGGUAGAGUGAAGGGAGUUACCGUAGUCAAGCCUAUAGUCUACGGAAAUGUAGCGCGUUACUUUGGCAAAAAGAGAGAGGAGGAUGGUCACACGCAUCAGUGGACCGUGUACGUCAAGCCAUACAACAACGAGGACAUGUCCACCUACGUGAAGAAGGUGCAUUUCAAGCUGCACGAGAGUUACAACAAUCCCAAUCGAAUCGUGACGAAGCCGCCGUACGAAUUGACGGAGACCGGCUGGGGCGAAUUCGAGAUAGUUAUUAAGAUCUACUUUCACGAUCCAAACGAACGUCCCGUAACAAUAUAUCACAUCCUGAAAUUGUUUCAAUCGACACCCGAAAUACAGCUGAAGAAGAGUCUGGUGUUCGAAUUUUACGAGGAGAUAGUCUUUCAGGAUCCGACGGCGUUGAUGCAACAUCUACUGAGUUCCAGUAGACCUAUGACGCUCGGAGUCUGGCGGCACAAUACAGACUUUGAAGCACUGAAGGAAUCUACAAUGAAAGAUAUUAUGGAGGCACGCAACAAGAUAAGACUGGAGGUGAUAGAUCUGAAGGAAAAAUUGACCCUGGCGAAAGAGACUAUCGCAAAGUUCAAGGAGGAAAUUGCAAAGAUUUCCAAAGCCGGCGGAAGUUUAUCCGUUGCGUAGUAAUAUUCCAAUGGAAACAUUGAUGUCGAACAAAUGGACUAUAUUUGUCCUUCAGCAAGUAUAGGUUCUUUCUUGUAUAAAAUGUACAUAAUUUCGUAAUUAUAACUUUAAAUUUUAUUCUAAUUAAA